CACGAAGAAAACCCAUAACGCUGUCAUUACAGAGCAAGCAAAGCAAAGUCUUGAGAGCUCAAAAAUAUCAAUAUGGAACCUGAAAGCAAGCCAAGUCUCUCUGAACUCAGCAGCACAGCAGCAUUAGGAGAUUACGUUCUGAUAUCAGAGAUUGGGGAAGGCUCUUUCUCCAGAGUGUGGAAAGCCGUGCACAGAGAAAGUGGGGAGGUGGUGGCUCUGAAGCAGGUCUUCCUCUCGCGGCUCAACAGGCGCCUCAAGAAUUGCUUGGAUUGCGAGAUCAAAUUCUUGUCCUCUAUUUGCCACCCCAACGUCGUUCGUCUCCUCAAAGCUUUCCAGAAUGAAGGUUGCAUAUUCCUGGUCCUGGAAUUCUGCAAUGGGGGAAAUUUGGCAGCCUAUAUUCGGCAACAAGGGAGAGUUCAUGAACAGAUCGCUAGGAAAUUUAUGCAGCAGCUUGGGGCUGGUUUGGAAAUACUACAUUCUCACCACAUCAUUCAUAGAGACUUAAAACCAGAGAACAUUCUACUCUCUCGCAGUGAUGAUGAUGCAGUGCUAAAGGUAGCUGAUUUCGGUCUCUCAAGAAGUUUACAUCCAGGUGAUUAUGCGGAGACAGUUUGUGGAUCCCCAUUAUACAUGGCACCUGAAGUUCUUCAGUUUGAAAGAUAUGAUGGAAAGGUGGACAUGUGGAGUGUUGGUGUAAUUCUUUUUGAGCUUCUUAAUGGUUGCCCUCCCUUUCCUGGUAGGACUAAUGUUCAGGUGCUUAAGAACAUCAAGUCAUCUACAUGUCUCCCUUUUGACCAACUCAUCCUUUCUCGGUUGCAUCCAGACUCUGUUGAUAUAUGUUCAAAACUGUUGUCUCGAAAUCCAGUUGUAGGGAAACAAUAUGGGAGGCUGAGUGUUCUCUUCAUGGUCAAGGAGGAGCAUGAAAGAAGAGGAUAAGGGCUGUGAGACAGUGCAAAUGUCAUUGUAGUCUUAACCGAAAAUAAACUUAAACAUUGCAGAUAUGGCACAAUCCAAACCGUAGAAGAUUCUGGUACAUGGGUUAAAAGCAUGGUAUAACCAUGUAGGAUCCCAAUCUGGUAGAGGCUCUUGGUCCUUUGUCUUUAUGAGGAAGCCCCUGACUGAUUGAUGCAUUAUUGCAGUUCACCGCCUGUCUUUCCAUGAAUUUUAUUCGCAUAGGUUUUUCAAGGUUUUUGAGAAGAGUUGAGAUGUAAAAACAAUUAUGGGAACUCAGAUGCAGUUUGAAAUCUAUAUAGAAAGUGCUUUUACUGAUGAGUUUGAUUCCCAAAAGGCGACAAGGCACCAGUUGAGAUCAAGUUCCAAAAAGAAAAAUUGUAUUAGAAGAGGUUUACUGACUGGGAACGUCAAGAUCUUCAAGCUCCAUCACUUUUCCAUGGAUCGUGAUGUCUUUAGGCUCAUUCCUUUUGUUUGGCCUUGAAAGGUGCAUUUUUGCAUUUUAGAGAACUGUUUUCGUAGUAACUCUGAGCUUAGAAGUUAGAAUUGAAUUUCAGAAAGUCUGCCUUGAUUGUAAUAUCUUGAGUCAUUUGGUUCCAUAAAGGGCAUGUUCAUGAUAUUAUAGAAAUCCUCCUAUGAAAGUGAGAUUGCUCGAGUUCUAUUUUUGUUGCUCCUCUUUUUGGAUGCUCAAGACCAAAAGCAUUAGUUAAAAGAGGUAUUAAUACGUAAUAUUGA
Messenger RNA from Prunus dulcis (almond), 1686 nucleotides. Its product is annotated as serine/threonine-protein kinase ATG1t-like. Gene Ontology annotation, molecular function: ATP binding; protein serine/threonine kinase activity. Bases 73 to 936 code for a protein of 287 amino acids. NCBI's taxonomy places the organism in Eukaryota, Viridiplantae, Streptophyta, Magnoliopsida, Rosales, Rosaceae. Gene Ontology annotation, biological process: autophagosome organization; peptidyl-serine phosphorylation; autophagy. The record is from RefSeq and is a predicted model, not a curated record. The transcript has 8 exons. Gene Ontology annotation, cellular component: autophagosome; cytoplasm.